Molecule: messenger RNA, 1402 nt
Organism: Paramecium primaurelia
Lineage: Eukaryota; Ciliophora; Oligohymenophorea; Peniculida; Parameciidae
Source: the annotation of a GenBank genome assembly
AUGAAUUCCAAAAUAAAACUAGCUUUUGAAAAGAUUGUUGGUACAUCUAAUAUCUUAACAAAUGAUUUGAAUCCAUUUAAUACAGAUUGGAUGAACAAAUAUGUUGGAUCAUCACAAAUUGUAUUAACUCCUUAAACAACUGUUCAAGUUUCAUAAAUUCUAAAAUUUUGCAAUGAAAAUUUAAUUAAAGUUGUACCUUAAUCUGGUAAUACAGGAUUAGUUGGAGGAAGUGUGCCAAUUAAUGAUGAAAUAAUUAUUUCAAUGAAAAAAAUGAAUAAAAUUUAAGAAUUUGAUUUAAAUUCUGCCAUUUUAACAUCAGAAUCUGGAGUUAUUUUGGACAAUCUUAAUAAUUAUUUAUUACAAUACAAAUGUUUGAAAUAUGAUAACUAAAUUUAGAUUAAAUGCCUUGGGAUUUAGGAGCAAGAGGAUCUUGUUUAUUGGGAGGCAACAUUUCUACUAAUGCAGGUGGUUUGAAUGUUGUUAAACAUGGAUUGCUAAGAAAUUAUAUUCUAGGAUUAGAAGUUGUAUUGCCAAAUGGAAAGAUUUUAAAUUUAUUAAAUAAAAAUAGAAAAGAUAACACAGGGACUGAUUUAAAAUAACUAUUUAUUGGAUCUGAAGGAACAUUAGGCAUUAUUACAAAGGCGAAUGUUUUGUGUAUACCAAUUCCUAACGAGAAGAAGGUGUUCUUUUUAGAACUCAAAUCCUUUUAGGAUGUGAUUAAGGUGUAAGGCUUAAUUAAAUAGAUUAGGUUUUAUAAAAAGUGAAGAGAAAUGAAUAACUAUUAGCUUUUGAGUUUAUGGAAGGUAGAAUACUGUAUAAGAAUAUGCAUAGACAUAAUGGCAAUUAACUUCCAUUUUAAUUUUAAGAGGAUAGGUAUUAUGUUCUGAUUGAGAUUUCUGGAUAAUCUAUAAAUGUUGAUUAAUUUGGUAUGGAUAUGAUGGAAUUCACAUAAGAAAUCAUUAUGAAUCAAAGUGAAAAGGAAGCUUAAUUUUUAUGGAAAUUGAGAGAAGAAAUAGCUGAAUCAAUGGGUAAAAUGGGUUAUGUAUUGAAAUAUGAUGUAAGCAUUCCUCCAGAUAAAUUUGAAUGGUUAGUCAAUUAAAUCUAUCCUAAAAGAGAAGGUCCAUUUCAUGUAUAUUAUGGACAUGUGGGAGAUGGAAAUGUUCAUAUUAAUAUAGUGUUUGAAUAAUUAGAGGAUUUACAUAAAGAAGAGGAUAAAAUAGAAUAGAAGUUAUUUGGAUUAGUGAAAUCUGAAGGUGGAAGUAUAAGUGCUGAACAUGGGAUAGGAUAACAUAAAAGAAAAUAUAUGGAAUUAUAAAAGGGAAAGGAUGUAUUGGAAUGUUUGAAUGAAAUAAAGAGACUUUUUGAUCCUAAUGGUAUUAUGAAUCCGAAUAAAUUAUUAUGA